Molecule: messenger RNA, 1129 nt
Organism: Musa acuminata subsp. malaccensis (wild Malaysian banana)
Lineage: Eukaryota; Viridiplantae; Streptophyta; Magnoliopsida; Zingiberales; Musaceae
Biological process (GO): transcription initiation at RNA polymerase III promoter; DNA-templated transcription
Cellular component (GO): RNA polymerase III complex
Source: RefSeq, a predicted model, not a curated record
ACGCGACUUAUGUUACGAUGUGUCCGAAGUGGUUUUGUUUCAGAAGCUGUACCGAAUCAUCGUCUUCCCUCCCUUUAACCUAAUCCUCGUCUUCGUGCGUGUGCGAGGUGGCCGGAUAUCGUCUUCCUAGCGCCCGCGUGGAAGCCGGCCGCGGCGUUGUUGGGUAAGGCGAGCGGCCCUCCGGUGGUGCCUCCCUUCUCUCAGGCGGAGGUGCCUUCUUCUCGUUCCUCUCGCCCUACCUCUCCUUCUCCCAACCCCUCUUCCCCUCUCGGCGGUGCCAGCCCUUGCACCCCUCGCCUUGCUGUUCUUUCCUUCACCUCCCGCGACGGGAGCAUGUUUUGUCUCAGCUUAAUCGAGCAUAACUUGCCUUUGCCUCCACACUUGCUUAACCGUCCUCUUCUUGAUGCAAUUAAGGAAGAACUUGAGAGGUUGUUUUUGGACAAGGUUCUCUCAAAUUUGGGUCUUUGCAUCUCUAUCUAUGACAUUCGAACCAUAGAAGGUGGCUUUGUCUUCCCUGGUGAUGGUUCUUCCACAUAUAAGGUCGUGUUUAGGCUAAUUAUGUUCCGACCAUAUGUUGGGGAGAUUCUUUGCGGAAAGCUUAAAGCAUCUGAUGCCAAUGGUUUGCAUUUGUCUCUUGGGUUCUUUGAUGACAUAAAGGUUCCUGUGCACCUACUCCCACACAAAAGCAGAAUGGGAGAUGAUGGCAUAUGGAUAUGGGAACAUGAGUGUGGAGACUUACCUAUGGAUUUAGACGAAGAGGUACAUUUCCGGGUGACCAAAAUUAAUUAUCCUCCCAUUCCUUUGGAGCAAGAUGCAAAUGCAAGUCCCUUCUCUCCUAUGGAGAUUAUUGGAGAGAUCUAUGGCGAUGGUUUGGGACUUCUUUCUUGGUGGGCAGACUAAGUGCCGAAAAACACAAAUUAAAGGACGAUUAAGGUUACUCCGUUGCAUCGGCAAUGGUUGAUCAUCACGUCUACAAAGACCAAAGGUAGUGUUUUUUUCUUUUUGGUAAUGUUAUUGUGAACAUAUUCAAUAUUCUCUCUCACACAGCUGGUUUUGAAAAGAUUUCUCGAGUGGAAAUGAUUGUGCCAGUGUAUUAAAUCUACAAUUAACUUUGCUUGGCACUUUACCA